This is a messenger RNA of Ylistrum balloti, 2096 nucleotides long. Its product is annotated as rab5 GDP/GTP exchange factor-like. Gene Ontology annotation, molecular function: DNA binding; small GTPase binding; guanyl-nucleotide exchange factor activity. The coding region runs from base 178 to 1830 and encodes 550 amino acids. Gene Ontology annotation, cellular component: cytosol; endocytic vesicle. The transcript has 7 exons. The record is from RefSeq and is a predicted model, not a curated record. Gene Ontology annotation, biological process: vesicle-mediated transport. Lineage: Eukaryota; Metazoa; Mollusca; Bivalvia; Pectinida; Pectinidae.
ACUAAGACUGGCUGUCUACAUCUGUCGACUGUUGCUUUAGGAUCGAUAACUAGUUCAGCCACGAAUUCUGCAAGUCUAACUGUAUCACUAGGUUUCCGUAGCAUUGCUGAAUGCACCAACAAUGGCUGUGUGAAACUUCACUAAAAAAUUAUAAUUAAGAAUCAUUUGUCAGAAAGUAUGAGUUCCUCACGUAAAACAAGCUAUAAUAAAAAGAUUCAUAUUGAUGAAUCUGAUCUUUUGUGUAAGAAUGGUUGUGGUUUCUAUGGAAACCCUGCAUGGCAAGGGUUCUGUUCUAAAUGCUACAAGGAAGUCUACCAGAAAGCAAAGCAGGCACAGGCCCAGCAUGAUACGAUGAAACCACCCAAAGCUGAAAAGUCUAAAGGAUCAGAGUUUGGUGGGUUUAAUGUUAUACCGUCAUCUUUUACAAAAUUUGAAGAGAAGAAAACACAACAUGCAAACAAAAGGUCACAUACAGUGAAAUCAAUAUUUCGAAAGACACCAUCAAAAGAAUCCCAAAAAGUUCCACAACAGAGCAAAUCAGGCUCUCAUGAGAUAAAAAGAGUUUGUCUUGAGUCCCAACAAGUAGGAACAGAGUUUGCAGACUUUUUGAAGAGAAUUCAAAAGAAUGCUGCACUAGAUGUGACGAAGCAUGUGAAGGCUGUUGUAGAGCGUGUCCAGAACAUGUCUGACACUCCAGUGGAUGAACUGGCUGAAUUUGUACAGGAUUUCUAUCAGAGUCUAGGGGACCGUGUCAACAAUAAUCCUAUCUACAAAGGCCACAGUAGUGAGACUAUGGAGAAGCUUAUGGACUUUACUGAGAGGUAUGUAAUGGUGCGACUAUAUGCCUGUGUGUUCUCCACACCAGACACACAGGAUGAACAGAAGGAUCUAGAGAUACAGGAUAGGAUUCGUAGUCUGCAUUGGAUCACUGCCCAACAACUAGACACCAUGAUCAAUGACCAUGACACCACUGUCCGCCAGCUGGUGGACAAGGCAAUCACAGAGAUCAUAGACAUGAAUGCUAAGAAGUCUCCCCCAGACAAGCUGAUGUGUGUGGUGAACUGCUGCAAGAGUAUAUUUGAAGUGAUCAAACAGUCCAAAUCAGGACCGGCUAAUGCAGACGACUUCCUACCUGCUUUAAUCUAUGUUGUCUUGAAGGCAAACCCUCCUCUUCUUCAUUCUAACAUACAGUACAUAACCAGAUUUGCCAACCCCAGCCGACUUAUGAGUGGCGAGGCUGGCUACUACUUCACUAACUUGUGUUGUGCUGUAGCGUUUAUUGAGAGUCUGGGUGCAGAACAGCUUGCCUUGACACAGGAGCAGUUUGACCGUUAUAUGUCAGGAGAAGCUAUACCACCACAGGUUGGCAAUGAAUACAUGUGUGAGGGACUACGUUUAAUGUAUGAGAACUUGAAAACUCUGGCAGAGUUAAAACAGCGACAGGAGAAGGUCAUGGCUGACACACUACAACUCCAGCAAGAUAUGCGUGAGUUCAAGGAGAGUUUCAAACAGGAGAUAAAGAAUGUAUUGGAACGAACCCCUCUUAUUAUACGACCAGCCAAAACCAAAGUGGACAUGGACGCUGAAAUCUGUGUUGAGUUACCCUCUCCUUUAUUACCUGAACGAAUCUCAGUGUCAUCUGUUUCCACAUUGGAGUGUACCAACACUGUAAAGGAGGGCUCUGACUCUGACUCAAGCACCACAGAACCAAUGGAGACCACACAUAGUCAUACAGACAAUCAAGGUUUUGACUCGGGACCAGACAAACCUGCUGAUAAUAAUACUCAAGCUGCAGACAUGUUACAAACACAUUCUACACUAACAAGCUGAUUUUGUUGUGAUAUUUCAGUUACUUGUUAUCUAACUUAAUAUGGAAACAAAGUGGUGGGGUAUUUGAUAUUCAUAAUGCAAAACAAUAUUUGGUCAUAAGUAUGCAAAUUUCUUUAAAUUCUUAACUUAAUACUCUAUUAUAUCUUCUUUCAUUUUUUUUAUUUGUGUCCCCUUUUUAUUUUCCUAAAUCUGUGCAAUUAAUUAUCAGAUUUUGUUAGUAUGAUCAGGUUUAAUUAAGGAUUAUGAAGAAGAUAAUCUGUUUGAAA